Molecule: messenger RNA, 4229 nt
Organism: Aptenodytes forsteri (emperor penguin)
Lineage: Eukaryota; Metazoa; Chordata; Aves; Sphenisciformes; Spheniscidae
Gene: VANGL1
Product: VANGL planar cell polarity protein 1
Exons: 8
Coding region: 1-1581 (526 amino acids)
Biological process (GO): multicellular organism development
Cellular component (GO): plasma membrane
Source: RefSeq, a predicted model, not a curated record
AUGUCUGCUGCAAUGGAUACAGAAUCGACAUAUUCGGGAUACUCCCACUACUCAGGUCACUCCAAAAAAGCUCACAGACAAGGGAGUCGCGACAGGCACAAAUCGCCACGAAGCAAAGAUGGCAGUCGGUCUGAGAAGUCCGUCACUAUCCAGACACCUCCUGCAGAGCCACUGCUUGGGAACGAUGCGUCUCGGGCAGAGGAGGGCCAGGAUGACAACUGGGGUGAGACCACGACAGCAAUCACAGGCACCUCUGAGCACAGUAUUUCCCAGGAGGACAUUGCCCGGAUCAGUAAGGAUCUGGAGGACAGCGUUGGGUUGGACUGCAAACGUUACCUGGGCUUAACAGUGGCAGCUGUUCUUGGACUCCUCGUCUUCCUUACCCCCAUCGCCUUCAUUCUGUUACCCCAGAUCCUGUGGCGGGAUGAUCUGGAGCCAUGUGGUACUGUCUGUGAGGGACUGUUCAUCUCUGUGGCAUUUAAACUCCUCAUUCUUCUGAUUGGGACCUGGGCUCUGUUCUUCCGCCAGCCCAAGGCAGAUAUACCAAGGGUUUUUGUGUUUCGGGCCCUUCUGUUGGUCCUCAUAUUCCUGUUUGUGUUUUCCUACUGGCUGUUUUAUGGUGUUCGCAUCUUGGACUCAAAGGACACCAACUACCAAGGAAUAGUGCAGUACGCAGUGUCUCUGGUGGAUGCUCUGCUCUUCAUUCACUACCUGGCCAUUGUGCUGCUGGAGCUACGGCAGCUGCAGCCCGUGUUCACUGUCAAGGUCGUCCGGUCAACGGACGGAGAGUCGCGAUACUAUAGCUUGGGGCACUUGAGCAUCCAGCGAGCUGCACUGGUGGUUCUGGAAAAUUACUACAAAGAUUUCACAGUCUACAACCCAGCCUUGCUAACAGCCUCCAAAUCCCGUGCAGCCAAGCACAUGGCUGGCCUGAAAGUCUACAAUGUUGAUGGCCCAGGUAACAACGCCUCGGGGCAGUCCCGUGCCAUGAUUGCAGCUGCGGCCCGUCGCAGGGACUCCAGUCACAACGAGCUCUACUAUGAAGAGGCCGACCACGAGCGCCGAGUGAAAAAACGCCGUGCAAGGCUUGUGGUUGCAGUAGAGGAGGCUUUCACUCACAUCAAACGCCUCCAGGCAGAGGAACAGCAGAAAGCUCCCGGAGAGAUGAUGGAUCCCCGAGAAGCAGCCCAGGCAAUCUUCCCCUCCAUGGCAAGAGCUCUGCAGAAGUACCUUCGCACCACCCGCCAGCAACAGUACCACAGCAUGGAGAGCAUCUUGCAACACUUGUCCUUCUGCAUCACCAAUAACAUGACACCAAAGGCAUUCCUGGAGCGUUACCUCAACCCGGGCCCAACCCUCCAGUACGACAGGGAUCGCUGGUUCUCCAAGCAGUGGACGCUUGUCAGUGAGGAAGCAGUCACAAGCGGGUUACAAGACGGCAUUGUUUUUGUUCUCAAGUGCUUGGACUUCAGCCUUGUUGUUAAUGUGAAGAAAAUCCCCUUCAUCAAACUCUCGGAAGAGUUCAUAGACCCUAAAUCUCAUAAAUUUGUCCUCCGCUUACAGUCUGAGACUUCAGUCUAAGGGAUUUUGAGGAAUUCAAGCGGUUUAUAAGACAACCCUGUUUGUGGUCAAGUGGACAAUGUUCCUUUUGCUGGACAUCCUUCACUAAAGGCUGAACCAUUCAACAGGGUGCCACGUUGCCUAGCCAGGAGCGAUGUUGCCCCUGGUUAACUCCUCUUUUCCAUGUUGGUGUUUUUCCUGUGACUCAGGUAUGCUGCUUGGAUACUUUAAAGGCUUUGGUUUUUUGCUCUCAGAUUUGUUACAGCCUAAAUCCAAAGCCAUGCUGAGAUCUUCCAAAACCAGAUGCAGCUAGGACUUUCAGCUGUUCCAGAGCAGAUGGAAAUGGCUGUGGGUUUCCAUGAAGGCUGGAAGGCUUUCUCUUUCAUGGUUAAAUAAUGAAAGAUUUGGAUUUAUUGCAGCUUCUAGGAGCGUAGGGGCAGAUACUAGACCCUUAAUACCUUGCCUGUAUACCUAGUCCUGUAACUAGGCUUGGGCAAAGGUGGUUAGCACAUCUGUUCGCCUCUCAUUGCCAUGUGGCUGCAGCCAUCCUUGUGUAGGCUCUGGGGGGCUGCCCCAGGUCUCAGACUCCUUUCCUGCUCACGGGAGAAGAGCAGGCAGCGCUCUCAGAAAUGCAAGCAUUUCAGCACUCCCCUCCAUACUGUACCAGUCCCUGACCAAGCCCCUGUGGUCAGCUUGGGGAGGUGGGGCGGCUGCUUGCAACUACCAGUUUUCACCCUGCGGAGGGAAGACGUUGCCCCCCACGCGGCCCUGUAGGCAGCAGCGUAGCUGGGGUGGGAUGCACCAUGUGUCAAAGGGUGGUGUGAUGCAGCUUGCUCACAGAGCAAGGUCAGCUCCUGCUUCUGGGGUUGUCCUGGGUGCCUUCAAGAGCAAUCCCACCCCAAAGGGGGAUAUUGCAGAGGAAGGCAGAUCUGAUUUCAGCCUCUGCCAGCUAUUCCUCUGACUUCUGCCUCUAAAAAUUUUCCUGCCAGCAACUUCAGUCACUGCAGCUCCCAUCCUCCCCUCCUUGUGUUUUUCCCAAAGUUCCCUAGUGAGGCAGAACAAGUAUCCACUGGGAUGGGAGGUGCUGGGGCUACAGUUUGGAGCUUGGGGGCCACUCAUGAUAAGGCACAAGUUUGGGGGAGGUCUGAACAAAUCCCAGCCAUCACAGAGCCUCUUAGCCUUUUCCUUUGGGAUGAGGAUCUCCAUGCAAAGCCUCGGGAAUCAGCUGUUGCCAAGUAUGCCAAAAGCUGCGGGGAAGCAGUUUCUGAAGCUGGCCUUGCAGAAGUAGCUUUUAAAAGUCUUGAUGUGCUCGUUUCCAGCACUUGCUGCUGAAGAAACUGGAAAGAUCCAUACUGUGCUGAACAUGGAAACCUAUUCAAGCCAAUUUCAUCUUGCUUACCAAAACUUGUAAAUCUGCCCUUUCCAAAGGUAAAACUAAAGUCUUGCAGUCUUUUGCAGAAAUGCUGUAGUCUGGUCCCAGACUCUGCUCUUCGGUUGCGCUCGGUUCUGCCCUGCUGUAUGAGAGCUGUUCACGAGAUGUGUGAGCAGAUGUCUGUUUUCUCAUUCAGCUUGUGUGACUGUGUGCUUUUUCCCUUAUAGGUGUGUGCACUAUACAAGUCUAAAGCCUCAAGCUAGGCUCGGUGGUUCAGUGUUUAAACUGUGUUAAGAAGGAAGCGCUCUUGGGAUCGAGCGCUUUGGGGGUUUGGGGGAUUUUUUGGUUUGGUUUUUUUUGUUUGUUUUUUUUUUUUUAAACUAAAACCCCCCAAAACCGCCAAAUUUCUGUUCUCCUAAAAGAGAUGGCUUUGGGCCAUGAAGUCUCCUACAGGAAUAUGCAUCCUCCUGCGUUCAGGCUGCUGCCUCUGAUAAAUGACCAAAAGUUGCCGUUUCCGACAACUGCUCUGUGACCGGUGUGGGUGGCUUUGGGAUACUCCUGAGCUGGGUCCCCGCCACGCCAGCAGUACAGCUGGUGUUAUCCGCCCCUCUGAAUCCCUCCAAGAGACUGCGUUUUUAUCCCUGCAACAUACUGAAGCCCUGCGAGCAGCAGGCAGCCAGCCCUGCCCUACGUGUGCUCUGCCGAGAGAAGGAAUCCUUCCCUCUGGCUGCUUCCCGGGCACCUCUCACCAGCGCUAACGAUGCUUGGGGGUAUCUCCUGCGUGCACGGGGGGAUGCUGUGGCUCGCUACCUGCACAGAUGUAACUGUGAAGGAAUCUUACACUCUUCUGUGCCUGUUUCUUUGAUUCAGCAUUAUCGUGUCUUGGGGAAGGGGGUGGGAGCGAACGCCCUUCCCUCACCCUCUUUUGAUCACUGUGUAAUACUCUUUUUCUACACAAACUGUGUAUAGUAAGAUGGGUUUUGCCAAGGUUUUCUAAUUAAUAGACACUAACCAGCAUUUAUUUCUUUUUUUUUUCCUUCUCUUUGCACAUGUAACUUUAACUGCAAUGGUACAUGGUCUUUCUGUUCUUUUCUAAUUGUGAACUUUAAGUGAGCAAAUUCCUGGUGUCUGUGACAUUAAUGCACUGUGGGUCUAGCCUAGUAAAUUGUUCUGUUCCAAGCUGGGUUCUCUUAAGUUAUAGCUGGAUGGGUUUUUGUUGUUUUUAAACUGAAACAUAAAACCGUUUUACACUUUGCAUAUUUUGUACAGUAAAAUUCUGGAAAUAAACUGAAACCAG